UGGGGGAGGUCGUUAGUCCUUGCAAAGGGCUGUUCUGCUUAUGAUCGCGAAGCGGAAGCAGGAGGCGCGAGAUCCGGGACGCGGGCUGGGAAGCCAUUUGCAGGUCACUGAGGUCAGCUCCGCGCAGGGUGCCCGACGCAGCCCGCCCGCGCCCGCAGCCCGCCCACAACCCGCGCGGUCCUAGCACUGCCCUUCGCCGCGCCCGCCGCGAGAAUCACAGGCGGUGGACUGGGCCCGGGUCCCCCAACCACCGGUCCGUGGGGGCGGGACCUGCACAGGCCGUCCAAUGACUUGUAACGGGUGGGGUCGGACGCGCCCCGGCGGGCGGACUAGUCAAAGUCAAGGCGCUGGAACCUCAAGAGCUUGGGAGUCGGAACCCAGCAAUAAAGUAUGCUGAGCUCCUUCCUGAACCCCCAGAAUGGCACCUGGACAGAGCUCUUCCUUCUGCUUUUGGGUCUUGGCGCUGCCCUCUACUUGGGCUACUACUGGGCAUGUGUGCCCCAGAGGCCUCAACUGGUGACUGGGUCCCGGUUUCUGGCCUUCCUGGAGCAACACUGUCCAAUCACUGUGGAGACUUUCUACCCUACGCUGUGGUGUUUUGAGGGGCGGCUACAAACCAUCUUCCGAGUCUUACUGCAGCCUCGGCCUCUAGUCCCUUACUGGAGUGAAGUCCUCCAAACCCCAGAUGGAGGACGGCUCCUGCUAGACUGGGCUGGCCAGCAUGACAGCAGUCAAUACCCUGAUCCUGCCACCCAGCCCAUUGUAUUACUGCUUCCUGGUCUCACAGGCAAUAGCCAGGAAACAUAUAUAUUACACCUAGUUGACCAAGCUUUGAGGGAUGGUUAUAGGGCUGUUGUAUUAAAUAACCGGGGCUGCCGUGGGGAAGAUCUCUUGACCCACAGGGCCUUUUGUGCCAGCAAUACUGAAGAUCUGGAGACAGUUGUGAAGCACAUAAAGCACCGCUACUCCGAAGCUCCAUUGCUGGCUGUGGGCAUCUCUCUUGGAGGGAUAUUGGUGCUGAACCACCUGGCACGAAUGGGACAAGCUGCAGGAAAUAGAAAGGUGAUGGAAAAGGUGGUGAAUGUAGACUUUGUGCUACAGGCCCACACAAUCCGCCAGUUUGAUGAGCGCUACACAGCUGUGGCCUUUGGAUAUCAAGACUGUGUUACCUACUAUCAGGCAGCAAGCCCAAGAACCAAGGUAGAUGCCAUCCAGACCCCUGUGCUCUCCCUCAAUGCAGCCGAUGACCCCUUCUCCCCAGUCCAUGCCCUUCCCCUACAGGCUGCCCAACAGUCUCCCCAUGUCGCACUGCUCGUCACAGCCCAGGGUGGCCACAUCGGCUUCCUGGAAGGACUGCUCCCCUGGCAGCACUGCUACAUGAGCCGCCUCUUCCAUCAGUACGCCAAAGCCAUCUUUCAGCACCCAGCAGAGCUGCUCAGCCUCAGGGCUCUCUCGCCUUCUGAGGGAGGCAAAAGCUGACAAGAGCAUCAUUGGGGUCUCGGUUCAGUCUUCCCUUGUUUAUUAAAUAUAACUUUUCCUGCUAAAUAGACUGAGGUUCAUUUUCCCUUUUCUCAAGGCUAGGGUAGGCCAUCCAGGAACUUGCUGCAUAUUUAGCCUGGCUGGCUUAGAGCUACCCAGCUGAACCCACAGAUUACUGCCUGGGUCUUCCUUUUGCCUCUUCCAUCCCAACAACAAGUCCCAGGCCAGCAAAUGCCAGGGGCUCAUGGGAAGAGCAACUGGCCACAGGAUGUGAGGGGAGGAGAAACAGAUUGUUUCUGCAGGAAGGGAUAGCAGUGCCUCCAGAUUCUGGGGCACCUUCACAUACUUCUAGAGAAAGAACAAGCUCAACUCUGGAGCCUCUGGUAGACACAGGAAAGGAGGCAGGUGGUGUGACCUGGGCUGCAGACACCACUCUCCUGGGUGGAUCCACAGAUGAUGAAUGCAGGGUUCCCAGGACUCAAGAGUUGCACAGGGCCACAACCACGCUUUAACUGGGAAGGGCAGGCAGUACCCAUCAAGUCUCAUCGGCGGCCAUCUCAGCUGUGAACCCACUUGGAGGUGGAGUGAGCAAUGGGUCCAGGCCUCCACUCUGGUCCAGAAGGUGGCAGUGUCCAGGCCCCUGAUUCCCUGGGAGCAGGGAGGCUAAAGGAAUCCUGGAAAGGCACUCUGAAGCAGCAGGAUGG
This is a messenger RNA of Hipposideros armiger (great roundleaf bat), 2183 nucleotides long. It is a transcript of the gene ABHD1, whose product is annotated as abhydrolase domain containing 1. The record is from RefSeq and is a predicted model, not a curated record. The transcript is spliced from 9 exons. Gene Ontology annotation, biological process: medium-chain fatty acid catabolic process; medium-chain fatty acid biosynthetic process. Gene Ontology annotation, molecular function: acetylesterase activity; monoacylglycerol lipase activity. Bases 391 to 1479 code for a protein of 362 amino acids. Lineage: Eukaryota; Metazoa; Chordata; Mammalia; Chiroptera; Hipposideridae.